Molecule: messenger RNA, 2906 nt
Organism: Siniperca chuatsi (mandarin fish)
Lineage: Eukaryota; Metazoa; Chordata; Actinopteri; Centrarchiformes; Sinipercidae
Gene: rhoh
Product: ras homolog family member H
Exons: 2
Coding region: 937-1524 (195 amino acids)
Biological process (GO): small GTPase-mediated signal transduction
Molecular function (GO): GTPase activity; GTP binding
Source: RefSeq, a predicted model, not a curated record
CAUUUGGGUACAAGUGCAACCUAAGAUCUUUUUACAUCUUUGAUUUGGGCCAGGCAAAAUGGUACACAUCUACAACAGCUAAAAAAACCCCACCCAUAUUUUAAAGCACAGCUGCUGUGGGGGAGGCGAGCAGAGGACUCACACCUCCACAACAGCGGAUGCGCUUUUCUUUUCUUUUCUCUCGUACUUUCUCGCUCCUCCUCUACUUCAUCAGCCUCGGCGUUGUCAAGGCAAGUGAGACAAUAUUUCAUCUCUGUGCCUGUUUCGUCUAUAAUUAAUAUAGACGUUAGCAAUGGCGUUUUAGGACAUCCAGUUCAGCAGGUUAUUAUAAAUAAAAGCGGACCGUUUUUGGAGAUUCAAGGCUUUGUUUUUUGUCAUCGCUGUGAGGGCUUCAAAGGCAGCCAGCAUCCGCCCGUUAAAGAUUGAGAAGACUGACAAGAACGUAGAUUUCCCUCCUCAGCUUUGAGAGGUUAGAUCUGUUUGGGCAGAAUGACGGCCCUCAAGAUGAUUAGAGGGAAGGACCACUGUGCAGAGACUGAGCAGAGGUGAGAUGAGCCGAGAGGGCCUAAAGAACUAACAUGUUCCGUGAUGCAUGUAUAAAGCUCACUGCUGGGAAAACUGCUGUCUAUGCAUACCUACUCUAUAUGAGAGAUGUUUAAGGACUCUGAAGAGAGAGAUGUUAUAGGUCAGUUCAACAAGCUGAAGGACCACUAAAAUCUCCAGGAAUGGAGUUACCACAAGUCAGGGCUACAAAUCACCUGCUAUGAAAGCUACCACCUGUACAUGGAAGUACAGCACACACAGAGUGAUCAACGCCUUUGACUACCUUCGUGAACCUGUGCCUCUCCAGAUCGACAAGUAGACAGAAAAACUACCCCUGAGACUUUUCCCACAGAACCACAAACAUUUAGAGGAGUGAGACUGUCAGAGGCAACCAUGGACGGCCUGACAGAGAUGUCGUUAAAAUGCGUCCUGGUUGGGGACAGCGCCGUGGGCAAGACAGCCCUGCUGGUCCGCUUCACCUCAGAGACCUUCCCGGACACCUACAAGCCCACAGUGUUUGAGAACACAGGGGUGGAGGUCUACAUGGACGGGGUUCAGAUCAGUCUGGGGCUGUGGGACACGGCGGGCAAUGACAACUUUCGACAGAUCCGACCGAGAUCUUAUCAGCAGGCCGACGUCGUCCUCAUCUGCUACUCUGUGGCCAACCCUAACUCGCUGGCCAGCGUCCAGCAUAAGUGGAUCGCAGAGGUUCGAGAGAACUUGCCCAAGGUGCCAGUGUUGGUUGUAGCCACCCAGACAGAUCUGCGGGAGAUGGGGGCGCAUCGGGGCAGCUGCAUCUCAGCAGCGGAGGGUAGACGUGUGGCUCAUGAAGUCCACGCUAAAGGUUAUCUGGAGUGCUCCUCCUUAAGCAACCGUGGCGUGCAACAGGUGUUUGAGUAUGCAGUGCGGACGGCUGUAAACCAGGCCAGGAAGCAGGCCAGGCGACGGAUGUUCAACAUAAACCAGUGCAAGGUCUUUUGACCCUUGACCUUGACUUGGUGGACUCCUGAGCCUUCAUGAGUUGACUUUUUCAAUAAUGCGUCUAAGUGUGCUGUUCAAACUCAGUGAGGGCCUGUAGAGGUACAAGAACCCAAAGCUGUAUUUCUUUUAUAUACGUAGGGUUCUUUUUCACUAACAGGCCCCUCCAAGACUCCCCUAAACUCAAACCAUAAUUAAAACUGAGAAUACAUUGAUUUAGUUAUGUACCUAACAGACCCUCAUGCAAAUGUACACAGGUGGAAGUUGUACUUUUGUGUGAUCCAGCGAGAGACGUGAAGAAAAGAGUUCUUUGAUUCUUCUGAUUUGUUUUUAAGUGAACCACAGUAUAUUACAUGGAGGUAUUUCAAAUGGGGCAUCAGAGAAUUUUGUGUUUUAGAAAUACUCCAUUAAGAACGUUUGCUGUGACAGGUAAAGCAUUUAAAGCUUUAAAAUUGACACAGCAUAUCGUUUCUCAAAGAGGAAAGUAUCUUAAUAUCUCAGUUUGUGGUUGCAUCAGCAAAUGAUCUUUUGAAUUGCAGCGUAAACUAAAUAAACACCUUUACUACCACAAAUAAAAUGGCACAAUCAAACAAGGAAAAGUCUAUUUUUAUGCUCCUAAAACUUAUAAUGGUGAGUGCAUGUUGGCAUUUGUUAGCAAUGACUUAAACGAAGAGAAUAAGAAAAUGUUGGUGUCAGCUCAGAGAGCCCAAUGGGUACGUUUUUGCUGCAUCGGGCUCAACAUACAGCAUAUUCUCUAUUAUUUCUCUAGAGAGGAUAGUAUUUUACCAGACGUGACCAGGAAAUAAACUGUCAGUAGGUCAAAGAGUAGACAAACGUGCCUACAAGCUAUACAUUUCUCUGGGUUAUACUUGUAUUAUAUAUCUGUCAAAUUUAUUUAAAAUAUACCUGUAUUUGUAUUGUUCGAAGUGCUUACUCAGACAUCAGCUGCAUUGAAAUGAAAUUUUACUAAUGCAUGACAUUCAGCACAUAUCAGUCAUUAAAAAAAAUCCAUAUAUCCUUUUAACUCCUAUUAACAUUUGUAAAACAUUUAUAUUGAACACAAACAAACAAAAACAACUAAAGAUAUUAUAUUGGUAGAGGAUCCAAACAUUUAAAAAAAAUAAAGGGAUGUCAAUGUUAUCUGAAAUUUUGACACUUUAUUGAAACCACAUGCCACGUGUUAAUGCUAUUGUGGAUUUUUUGUGAAUUGUAUUUUUUUAUUUUAUUUAAGUGUAUACCUCCAUUUUGAAAAUACAAGACAAAGAUUAAGACAUGGCCUGCUACCAAUGUAUCUUGCAAACUGUCCCUGUUGUUAUUUGUCACUGGAAUAACUAAUUCACUUUCAAUAAAUUAAAACCAAAAAAUAAAAGGAUUCAACAAGUUGA